AUGGUGACCUUGAGAAGCCAAACAAAAAGAACAAGGCAAAUAGAAUGGGAAAAUGAUAAUCCGGAUAGGAUCAGUGAGUUACCUGAAGAAAUUAUUACUCACAUUUUAUCAUCUCUUCCGAUCAAACGUAUGGUUUCUACAAGUGUUCUGGCUAAACAGUGGAGGUACCGAUGGACAUCUGUUCCCGUCAUCGACUUUCACAGUUUGGGGUCUCGUUAUGUUUCUGAAGCUCGUCGUCCCAAAAGGAUCAACGCAUACAUGGAUUUUGUGGAUCGAGUGCUUUCUUUUCAUCAAGACAACAACAGUAUAAAGAAAUUCUCCCUCAAUUUUGAUGGUCUCUUUGAUGCAUCUCGGGUUCAAGGAUGGAUAUCUAAUGUGUUAAUUAGACAUAAAGUCGAAGAGCUUGUUCUUAUUGCUCCGAUUCCCAUCACGUUUCACCCAUUCAUAUUUACUUGUGAGUCGCUCACAUUGCUGCAGCUACAUAUGGACUGCAAUCUCCACCUUCCAGAAUCAGUAAGUUUUCCAAAACUUAAGAUCCUUCGACUCGGCGUCUUGUUGGAGAAUGAGCAAUUCAUUCAUAUGUUGCUUUCUAGCUCCCCCAUUCUUGAAGAGUUGAGUUUGAGAGUGUCUUUUUGGAAGAUACAGCAACUAAGUAUUUUUGGUUCUAAUAUGAAGCGGUUGUUCAUUCAAAAUGCAAUGCAUAAGUAUUUCGAUAUCCAGAUCAAUGCACCAAAUUUACAGUCAUUCAAAUACUCUUCAAUGCUUGCAAGGGAUUUUGUUUCGCAAAGAUUCUCAACAUUGCUUGAUGCAGAAAUUAUCAUUCAACGCUCAGCAGGUAAUGGGGAAACAGGUGAUCAACUUCGUUGUUCUGUAACCAAGCUGUUCCAUAGUGUUUCUCAUGUGAAAUAUAUAAAAAUAUCCGAGUAUGGUCUAAAGUUUCUUACAUAUCAAGAUCACUUCCUAAAGAGUUUGUCUCCGUUUUAUAACUUGAUUCAUUUGGAAGUAACGACUGCAGCUUCACAUUUUGGAGGUGGAUUUCAUGAUGAGGUUAUUCUACCGUGUUGGACUGUUGAAACACUAUACAAGUUUCUCCAUGUCUCACCAAAUCUGGAGUCACUCAUCUUUGUUGAUGGAUUUUGUGACUAUGAAGCUUACCCAUCUGACGAGUGGUCGCUAGAUUUGGUUCCUCACUGUUUGCUGCGGCAUCUCAAGUCCAUUGAGUUUCGCGGGUGUUUCUGGAACCAAGCCGAGAAGGAU
Molecule: messenger RNA, 1257 nt
Organism: Papaver somniferum (opium poppy)
Lineage: Eukaryota; Viridiplantae; Streptophyta; Magnoliopsida; Ranunculales; Papaveraceae
Product: putative F-box protein At3g58860
Exons: 1
Molecular function (GO): protein binding
Source: RefSeq, a predicted model, not a curated record